Musca domestica (house fly) is the source of this 1177-nucleotide messenger RNA. It is a transcript of the gene RfC4, whose product is annotated as replication factor C subunit 2. Gene Ontology annotation, cellular component: nucleus; DNA replication factor C complex. The record is from RefSeq and is a predicted model, not a curated record. Gene Ontology annotation, molecular function: ATP binding; ATP hydrolysis activity; DNA clamp loader activity. The coding region runs from base 96 to 1094 and encodes 332 amino acids. Lineage: Eukaryota; Metazoa; Arthropoda; Insecta; Diptera; Muscidae. The transcript is spliced from 3 exons. Gene Ontology annotation, biological process: DNA-templated DNA replication; DNA repair.
CGCUAUAAACAAGUAUUCGAUUAAUCGGUAAUCGACUUAUCUAUCCCUAGCAAAAACAUAUUAGCGGCAUUUGCAACAGAAAAAAAUCAAUAAACAUGCCGGAAAACAUUGAAUUAACUGCCGAGGAAAUCAAAAAACGCAACUUACCAUGGAUUGAAAAAUAUCGACCUGUGAAAUUCGAUGAGAUUGUGGGCAAUGAAGACACUGUGGCUAGACUUUCGGUAUUUGCUACCCAAGGAAAUGCUCCAAAUAUUAUUAUUGCCGGUCCUCCUGGAGUUGGUAAAACGACUACCAUACAAUGCUUGGCUCGCAUUCUAUUGGGGGAGAGCUACAAAGAGGCCGUCCUGGAAUUGAAUGCUUCCAAUGAACGUGGUAUUGAUGUCGUUCGUAACAAAAUCAAAAUGUUUGCCCAGCAGAAGGUAACAUUGCCACGGGGACGCCAUAAGAUCAUUAUAUUGGACGAGGCGGAUAGUAUGACUGAGGGUGCCCAACAAGCUCUUCGUCGCACCAUGGAAAUAUACAGUAAUACCACACGUUUUGCUUUGGCCUGUAAUACCAGUGAGAAAAUUAUUGAGCCAAUACAAUCACGUUGUGCCAUGUUACGUUUCACCAAGCUGUCAGAUGCCCAAAUCUUGGCCAAGUUAAUAGAAGUGUGCCAACGUGAAAAUUUAGAAUACGAUGAGGAGGGUUUGGAAGCCAUUGUAUUUACAGCCCAAGGUGAUAUGCGUCAAGCUUUGAACAAUCUACAAUCCACCGCUCAGGGUUUUGGUAAAAUCACCGGACCCAACGUGUUCAAGGUUUGCGAUGAACCACAUCCUAUGCUUAUACAAGAUAUGCUACAGCAUUGUGCUCAAAAUGAUAUACAUAAGGCCUAUAAGAUAUUGGCGAAACUAUGGCGUUUCGGCUAUGCAGCCGAAGAUAUAAUUGGUAAUAUAUUUCGUGUGUGCAAGCGAUUGAAUGUCGAUGAACACAUGAAAUUGAAUUUUAUUCGAGAAAUUGGUGUAACACACAUGAAAGUUGUAGAUGGUUUGAACUCGUUGUUGCAACUAACAAGUCUGCUGGCAAGAUUAUGUGAAUUAUCUGAAGUAAAUUAAAAAAUCGUUCAAUAUUUUUUUAUUUAAAUGUAAGAUUUAGAUAUAUGGCUAAUAAAUAUAUGAUAUAUGGUUCCAAAAAACAA